UUUAUUUUAAACAUAGAAUUCGAUAUUAAAACAUAAUGUUUUUAAAUUAUUUAAAAACAGAAUUUUACGAUGUCCUUCUAAAUAAUAGGGUGCUAUUGCUUGUUGGAUUUGAUAUUGAUGCUUUGUGCGCAUGCAAAAUAUUACAGUCUCUACUGCAGUGUGACAAUGUUCUUUAUACAUUGGUACCAGUGGCAGGAAAAAGUGAUUUACAAGAAGCUUUCCGAGAACAUGGAGAUCAGGUGAAGUAUGUGGUGAUGAUAAACUGUGGAGCGACCAUUGACGUGGUAGAGUUCCUUCAACCUAAAGAAGAAACUGUUUUCUUUAUAGCCGACAGGGGGGGGGGUCUUAUCUAUAAUGAAGAACAGGUGAAACUCCUGAUGAAGCCAGGUGAUGAAGAAGUACCUGCAUUUGAAGAUCUUUUUAGAGAUGAUGAGUCUGAAGAAGAGUUAUCGGAGGAUGAAACUGGAGAACAUCGUCCACGAAUCACCGAGCAGAUCUUAGAAAAGCGUAGAGAGAGGAGACUGUGGGAAGAAAAAAGACACAAGAUAAUGUUCGAUUACACCCAGUUUAGCUUCUUCGGACAAGCUACAGCAUUGUUGAUGUAUGAGCUGGCCUGGAAACUGUCUCGAGAUACCAAUGAAUUGUUAUGGUGGGGAAUAGUAGGCUUAACGGAUCAACUGCAAAACAAUAAAAUAGAGCAAAAUAAGUAUGUACUUGAAGCGGGUAGCUUGCAAGGUCACGUUUCUCGUCAUAAUCACAGUAAUGAAAGUGAAGAGGCAAUCGUCUCAGUAAACUGUAUGAAAAUAUCGUUUGACAAAGAACUUCAGUUAGCUCUGUAUCGUCACUGGUCUCUCAUUGAAAGUUUGCGUAACACUACUUACACUGCUUGCAAGUUCAAGCUAUGGACAUUAAAGGGACAGAAAAAACUUCACGAAUUUUUAGCUGAAUUAGGUCUUCCUAUUGUACAAUGUAAACAGAAAUUUUCAGCCAUGGAUAUGCAGCUUCGAACUAAUGUCAAGGUGUGGAUAGAAGAUAUGUCGGAGAAAUAUGGGCUUGAGAAAAUUGUCUAUGGUUCUUUCAUCUCUCAUUAUGGCUUUCAGCAUAAAUACUGUGCCACAGAUGUUGUGUUUGCUGUUGGGGCUCUUCUAGAAGCAAUAGAUAAAGAAAAAACACCUGCUGACAAGUUCUUAGAUGCUUUGAACGCCCUCUCUUGGAGUAACAUCAACAUGUUGCAAAAGGGUAUCGAGAAAGUUAAAUCAAUGCUAGUGGCCAUCUUUGCACAAGUUCAGUCGUUCCUUCACAUGAAUCAUGUAAUUUCAGCAGGACCCUUUCUCUAUGCAGUUGUUCAAGAGGGUACUGUUGAUAUUCGAUAUUUUAGCUAUCCUGCGAGUUUGCUCAUGUUGGCUCAGUUCUUGCUGAGUGCUCACGUUGCAUCGUCAAAGAGCAGGCGAGCUCGAAAUUUACCAUUAGUAUUAACAUCCCCACUUGUGGAAAAACCUGGUUACUGCCUCGUUGUUGGAAUUCCACCAAUCUCUGAGGAAUCGCCAAAAAACUUCUUUGGAAAAGCAUUUGAACAAGCUGGUGAAAAGACAAACUCAUUUGUAUCACAAGACGUUUGGGACCCGGCAG
Limulus polyphemus (Atlantic horseshoe crab) is the source of this 1629-nucleotide messenger RNA. It is a transcript of the gene Cdc45, whose product is annotated as cell division control protein 45 homolog. The annotation marks the transcript as partial. The record is from RefSeq and is a predicted model, not a curated record. The transcript is spliced from 18 exons. Gene Ontology annotation, molecular function: single-stranded DNA binding; chromatin binding; DNA replication origin binding. Gene Ontology annotation, cellular component: DNA replication preinitiation complex. Lineage: Eukaryota; Metazoa; Arthropoda; Merostomata; Xiphosura; Limulidae. Gene Ontology annotation, biological process: mitotic DNA replication preinitiation complex assembly; double-strand break repair via break-induced replication; DNA replication initiation.